AUGGUGCGUGGUGUUGGGCACUUGUGGUGUGAAGUUCAGGUCCGCCACGCAUCUUGUGCCGAACGCAUUGUGUCCAGCACGUCCACCGGCAGAGGCUCUUUCACGGUCAUCGUCAGUGCCCAGUGGUCGUGGAAAGCGAGGAGCCAGGCGGCUGCCGAUGGCGCGUCCUUGUUCUUAAGCGACCAGAGCAAGGGAGCCCAUUUUGGCACCAUGCCAAGGGAUGUGGAAGUUCUGCCACAAAGUUUAGGGCCUGGCCCAGCACGCUAUGAUUCGGGCCUCGCUGCUUUCAAGACCUCGGGCAGGGUUUCUUUCGGGAUGCCGAAAUUCAAUGCGGAACCCCGCAGAACGAUGGAGGGCAUGUACGUUCGCGGCUGGUCCGGGCCUGGCGUUGGAAAGUACAACCCACCGUUGCGCUCGCGCUCAAGGGGUGGCAGCUUCACCCGUGCAGCUCGUUGGGGAUCGAGAUCAGCAGGCGGCCUUCCUGGGACUCUUCCAAGCCCUUCUCCUGGCCCGAUGAGCUAUAAGCCGAAUCAUGCUGCACUGAGCACCGUCCACUGA
Messenger RNA from Symbiodinium sp. CCMP2592, 558 nucleotides. Lineage: Eukaryota; Dinophyceae; Suessiales; Symbiodiniaceae. The record is from the annotation of a GenBank genome assembly.